CAUGACAAUAUGGGAUCUUUUUGUUUGGACGAUAUCCUAUCACACUCUUUGUUGAAAAUCAAUGAAUGACAUUGCGUACAAUCGCGGAGCAUACUUGAUGCUUGCUGCGUAUUUUAAAAUAGCUUUACUGCAAGGUUUAGCGAGAUACUUUCUGUCAUGUAUUACAGAAACAGAUCUUUGUAGGCGACUGCAGCGAUGUACGAGCUGUUUAGCUGUCCCUAAACAAUGGGAUCACUUAACUUAAGCAUGUCUUGUUAGAACAGAUAUUUCAGAUUAAAAAUUAGAUGUAUUACAGAGUGUCAUGUACAUUCAUUUCUUUUAAAAAAUGUCACAGUUGAGGAGAGCAAAAACGUGGGAAAUAUCUGAAUCGGAGAAUGAAAGCGAUUCUGAAAUCAGACAAACUGUGUCUAAAGAUGACGAACAAACAACACAAGCGAAAAUUUCACCAGUGAUUGCCCAGGCAAAAGAUGUCCAAGCGGGAUGUAGCACUGUAGUGCCAGUGCCUCUUCCAGACUCUGAAACGCAAGACGUGAAAGUAAAAGAUACCCUCUCGCUUCCCUCGACUUCUGUGCCUGGUACCCCGAGUCCAAGGAAAAGACGCCGGCGAACCAAGGAGGAGAUUGAUGCGGACGAACAGAAUGCUGAAGCGAAGAGGAAAGCCAGAGAAAAAAUCAGGAAAGAAAGAGCACAGGAAAAAGAGAAUAAAAGACAAGAACAACAAGCGAGAAAAGAAGCUGCAGAGCGCCUGAAAAGUUACCGACCAGAGAACUGCCUGAAGUUCCUGACUGUGUGCAUCGAUACAGCUUUGCUACAGGAUGAAAGGUGUGAUAUUCUGCUGGAGACUCUAUAUGCAAUGGAGUGGAAGAGCAUAAUUGAAAAACACCAUCUUACCCACACCAUCACAUGGAAGAGGGAGCUGCCACAGGGUGAAGACAAGCCAAGCCCAGUUCUGGAGGAACAGAUUUUGAUGGUGCUGACUCUGAAUGAAUUCUUGGACAUGGUUGUCUCAAUCAAACAUAUUCAGGAAAAGGACAUAGGAGAGGUGGCUGUGGACUCCCUGUUCAGACAACUGUCUGAGUAUCUUAACAGCAAUGGAGAGAAAGUUGUCACCCUUGUAGUGAUUGGGCCAAAUCCAAGCAGCUGGACUCUGUGGUCAGGACAACACGGGGACCAAACGCUCAGAUCACAAAUGGGAGUGGAGUACAUAGACAUUGAGGAAGCACUUGUGUUUCUGCAGCUCUAUAAGAACACUUCUGUUAUCUUCCUGGAGGGAUGGCAGCAUCUCAUAGACCAUGUGUGUGCUGUCACCAAGGCUCUGUCCAAGCGUCCCUUCAAACAAAUGACAGAGAAGGACUACUUGCCUUUCUGCUUGGAGGGCUCAUGGGCCAGUGGGGUGCGAGUGGAGAAGGAUGGGACAGGACUGGGCCAGGUCUGGAGCAGGCAGAUCCAGCAGCUGAACCGAGUGAGCCCUGCAGUGGCAGCAGGCAUAACCUCCGCGUUUCCCUCACCUCAGCUGCUCCUGCAGGCAUACAGGGACUUGGACUCUGAUGAUAAGCGAAAGAGGCUGAUGGCAGACCUUGAGGUGAAAAGUGGGGACAAGGAAAGGCGUGUAGGGCCCAACAUCUCCAGCAGGGUGUACCGCUUCUUCACCUCCCCAAAUCCCCACUUGGUCCUGGACUGA
Megalops cyprinoides (Indo-Pacific tarpon) is the source of this 1681-nucleotide messenger RNA. It is a transcript of the gene eme2, whose product is annotated as probable crossover junction endonuclease EME2. The transcript is spliced from 8 exons. Gene Ontology annotation, cellular component: Holliday junction resolvase complex; nucleus. Gene Ontology annotation, molecular function: nuclease activity; DNA binding. Gene Ontology annotation, biological process: mitotic intra-S DNA damage checkpoint signaling; double-strand break repair; resolution of meiotic recombination intermediates. Bases 326 to 1681 code for a protein of 451 amino acids. The record is from RefSeq and is a predicted model, not a curated record. Lineage: Eukaryota; Metazoa; Chordata; Actinopteri; Elopiformes; Megalopidae.